Molecule: messenger RNA, 1464 nt
Organism: Symbiodinium natans
Lineage: Eukaryota; Dinophyceae; Suessiales; Symbiodiniaceae
Source: the annotation of a GenBank genome assembly
AUGGACCAGCUGCUUCGGACGGGCCCUGGCCCAGGUUCGAUUCAGAAGAAGCCGGUUCCCAGCGUGCCGAGAGAUCACGCACUCGGUCCAGCAAGCGCAACUGUCAGGAGUGGUCGGCCUCUGGCAACCUGGGUCGACGACUUGGGGUCAGGGCCCCCUGCAGCCCCAACGCUGGUGGUCACCCACAAAGUGAGCCCGCGUGGUGCGUCCUCUGCAUGGACGUGCCAAAUCUGCAGCGAGCGCAGCAUUCCUGCCAGCCUGUCGAGCUGUCCGACAUGCAAGCGAAGUCGCGGGACGGAGCUCAGACGUUCCUACAUGACGGCCGCAGAGAUGACGGAGUCUGUGGUCAAUGCCGUGAAUGGCGCCGAGCUUCAAGCAGGAGGCUCGGCAGCGCCAAGCUUCAAAGCACAGCGGCGCGGCACUAGCCCAUCCAGAGCUCGUGGAGAGGCAGCGACUUUACCUGGCAGAACAGUCACCACCAAAGAGCGCGGUCUUGCUCCCGCUCUCGGCGGCAAUGGUGGCUCCGGUGCACGCGUCACCUUCAUGGAUGGUCUUGGUGUUCGAAGUGUUCGAACGCCCGACGUGAAAAGAGAGAAGCACAAAGAAGACAGCUUUGGCUUCCCAGGCAGGCCCAGAGGACAUGCCGCGGAUCGACAGGAGGAAGAGCAUGAGACACCACUCCGACCGCUCCGCCCACUCAUCUCCAACCUACCAGAGGCUCCACGGAACACGGGAGGUCGCCAUUCAGGUCUGGCGGACGUCCAUGAGCCUCCGCCGCCGUACAUGCCACCUGAGCCGCUGCCCGCAAGCCCGCUGGAGCAUCCGCCAAAAGGAUUUCGAAGUGGAGGCCGCGACAGAGGCAUGGCUGGGCCACCGCUUCCAAAUCCGGCCAGCAGCGAUGCCUGGCCGACUUCAGACUGGGUCUCGGGCCGGCAAGCGGGCAGCGCUCCAACUGGGGCCGCGGCGAGCGCGGCGAGCGCGGCGAGCUCUGCUCCUGCUUUCUUUGGAGGAAGCCUCACGCAGCCCCGCAAAGAAGGCAGAGCAGAGCGCAAGAGUGUGCAGCCCGUGGCGCACGCACAGCCUCCUUCCUCGGCAGAGGUGAGGCAUGUCAGGGAGACUGUCCCGAAGGAAUCGCCGGCGCGGCCAGCACGGCUAGGUCGAUCCAUGGAAGAACCGCCACGGCCUCUUCCCAUGGCAGAAUCGGCGUCGGCACCCUCGCUGCACGCAACGGCGAAGCAAACGCAGGAAGCUCCUGCAUGCAUCAGCAUCAGCAUGCAAAUCAGCCCCAUCACCAUCCCAUCACCCAUCACCUGGCGCUCAUCAGCUUCGACGGAGAUUUUCCAUCAGGUGCGUGCCAGGAAGCCGGAGGUCGCAGAUGUGAACAUGGACAUCGAAGCGGUGCUGGAGGCACAGAAGCGGCGCAUCGAGGGCUUGAAGAACAAGCUCAACAUGACCAUUGCCUGA